Messenger RNA from Stegodyphus dumicola, 597 nucleotides. RefSeq lists its product as uncharacterized. The record is from RefSeq and is a predicted model, not a curated record. NCBI's taxonomy places the organism in Eukaryota, Metazoa, Arthropoda, Arachnida, Araneae, Eresidae.
AAAGCGUCGUCAGCUCAAUGGACGAACCUGCGCUUUGUCGCGAUCGCAGCGCUCCUGGUGGUUGCGCUGUGGAAACACAAUUAAUUGAACUGCGCAUGCUCCCCAUUUACAGUUGUUUUUGAACGUAAUGCCCAUGCUGGUUUCAAGAGCUCCUGCAUUGAUUUGACUCACGUACAUUUUUCUUUGCAGUUUCUAUCAAACGGAUCUUUUCAGACCCAAUUUCAUUAUUAUUUUCAUUUUUCUGACAUAAUGGCUUAUCGCUACUGCAGAUUUAAAGGCUGUAAUAGAAAGAUUGAAUCAAAAAGUGAUGGAAUACAUUUCUACAGAUUUCCCAAGGAAGAACAAAGAUGUCAAGCUUGGGUCAAGGCUUCGCAGAAUGAAAAGCUUGUGGGUGUUCCUGCCUCUGACCUACACAAAAGAGCCUAUCUAUGUAUGGUACAUUUUGAAGACUGGUGCUUCGUUAAUAUCACUACUAAACAUCGUUUAGUACACAAUGCAGUACCAUGUUCUACAAAACUCCAGGUGACAAAGGGUUUGGUUCCAGAUAAAGUGCCUGAGUUAAGUCACAUGACAGUGCCAAAGUGCCAAAUUCUGUGA